Messenger RNA from Drosophila serrata, 1282 nucleotides. RefSeq lists its product as uncharacterized. The record is from RefSeq and is a predicted model, not a curated record. NCBI's taxonomy places the organism in Eukaryota, Metazoa, Arthropoda, Insecta, Diptera, Drosophilidae.
CUAGUUCGGUUUACAAAUAAAGCGCAAUUUUUACUUAUUCCCAGAACUCAACUUAAAAAUUGCUUAUUUAAGAAGAAAUAACGAUUUGCAUCGCUCGCAAAUAUAAUAGUCGACGUUCCGCAUAUUCACUUGUGAUAUAUUUUAGUUUGAUGUGCCGAAGGUACUUCGAUUAAAGCAAAUACAAGUGUCUUUAAUUUUCGGCCUCUAUAUUGUUGACGAUUUGCUGAAUGCUCUAGUGAAGCCAGAAAAUGAAGACUUCACCAAACAUAACCGACUUGCCGCUGGAAGUUCUUGGCUUAAUAUUUAAGGAGUUGCCGACCUUGAAAGAGCAAAUAUGUCUGGCUAAGGUUCAUCCCCAUUUUGAAUUGGCAUUCUCUUGUCACUAUAGGCAUAAAUUUAGGAAUCUCAACAUUUGUGACUUGACCAAAACGGAGCGGAAGUUAAUGCUCCCCUUUGCGGAUCAAACGUGAAUUAUAUUAAGGUCCAUGAAUCUUUCGACGACACUAUGUUGAAAUUAGUGAAAAAACACUGCCCAAACCUUCAGUACAUAGAGCUUGAACUUUCGGAGAAAAAUAUCAAAGGCGUAAAAUCGAUUCUGGCAAAAGUUAGAAGCCUGAGAACAGUUUCCAUAAUCGCCAGCUCGAUAAUGGGAAAUGAUCUGGGGAUUGUCAAACUACUGAAGUUUCAACGGAAUUUAAAACGUCUUAAUUUAUUUCAUUUCUGCGCCGACGAAUUUAUUGAAGUGCGUAAUAUGGUGAAAUUGGAGGAGCUGAUAAUUUGCAGUCGCUCGGAUGAUAUUAACUUAGACGAGCUGUGCAAUCGUCUUAAAAAACUUCGAAAGCUGCAGGUUAUUGGCAAGGUUUUCACUGCUUCGCAAGAAUUUAAAGUAGCACCUUGUCCGGCUCUAAGAGAACUCCAUCUACAAGCUCGAAUCACCCCUGACGUCUUAGCAUGGAUUCUGGCCCAUGCCGAGACACUAGAGAGAUUGAAGUUUAACACUAGAUUUUAUGGAUACUAUGAUCCAAAUAUAGUCUUUAGCGAAGUAGUAUCAAAAUGCAGAAAUUUACGCUCCCUUUGCAUGCCAAUUGACCAAGUGAAUAAGUAUUUUAUCCGUCAGGUAAUUGAAUUUAUUUCCGAAAGUGAGUUGACAUUAAAAGAGCGGCCGCUGGACGUAAGUUUUCAUAAUCCGAGAAUGGAUCACGAAAUUCAAAAAGUGCUUUCCAAAACAUCAGCUAAGCAGGUAAUUGCUUUGACGGAUUGUUUUUGAAAAAAUGUAUUACCU